Molecule: messenger RNA, 333 nt
Organism: Psylliodes chrysocephalus
Lineage: Eukaryota; Metazoa; Arthropoda; Insecta; Coleoptera; Chrysomelidae
Source: the annotation of a GenBank genome assembly
AUGUUGGUUGUCGAAGAACCUGCAGCUCCUGAACCGAUGAAUAAGGACGAAGAGAUGGAAGUUGACGAUGACUUCGAAGAAAUCAUUUCUGAGGACGAAAAAUACGACGAUAAUUUCGAAUAUAAAAUGAUCGAGAUUGAGAGAGCAGCGUGGGCAAGCUUCGAAGAAGUAUCACAAAACUUUUUAGGGAAUACGAAAAGUGAGAAUUACGUCAAUUUAGUUGAAGAGUUGUACAACUACGAUACUUUGGGUUGCUUGAUGAAUUCAAAAUUGCACUAUUUACAUUCUCACCUUUCACACUUUCCUGAAAAUCCUGGCGAUUACAGUGAAUAG